Hippoglossus stenolepis (Pacific halibut) is the source of this 1984-nucleotide messenger RNA. RefSeq names its product transmembrane protein 60. NCBI's taxonomy places the organism in Eukaryota, Metazoa, Chordata, Actinopteri, Pleuronectiformes, Pleuronectidae. The transcript has 3 exons. The record is from RefSeq and is a predicted model, not a curated record. The coding region runs from base 137 to 538 and encodes 133 amino acids.
GUUCCCGUUACCGGAGAAUGUACGCGGAUCAUUAUGUGACAUCUUAACGGAAACGGUACGUGAGCACGAGAGCUAGGCAACAGCGACAGGGACACGUCCAUCUUGAAUCCAGAAAUACACUGGAAUCUUCAGUGACAUGUCUCUGGCUCAGAGGGUUUUACUGACCUGGGUCUUCACCCUAGUCUUCCUCAUCAUGCUCGUGCUCAAACUGGAUGGGAAGGUGCAGUGGAACUGGUUCCUCAUCUUCCUCCCUGUUUGGGUCUUCGAUGGCAUCCUCAUCCUCAUGCUCGCCAUCAAGAUGGCAGGCCGCUGCAAGCCUGGGUACGACCCCCGCAACGGCUCCCCGGACCUGCGGCUGCGCGCCUGGUACCUGACCGCCAUGCUGCUCAAGCUGGGCUUCUGCCUGACACUGUGCGCCAAGCUGGAGAAGCUGGCCGACGUGAAGCUGACGUUUGUGUGCAUUCCGCUGUGGACCAUGUUACUGGGAGCGCUGGUGGAGCUGGGGCUGAAUAUCUUUCCUGAGAGGAGAGAGGCCUGAGGAGAGGAGGGGGGGUAAUUACACCAACGCAAGACUUCUGUACAAAAUGUGUUUGUAUGACCAUUACUUUGUGAAAGUGGAGACUUUCGCCUUGGCCCGAUUGUCUCCACAGAGGACUGAGACUCGAGAAGGAAUCCAAUCAUCACCAGAUACAUCCGAUCUUAUGAAUAAUAGAUUGUAAAAAUAGAAGAACUCCGGGAAGUGUUCAGUGAAGGUUGAAGCAGAGCUGGCCCUCUGCUGCCUGUGACCGCAUGUGAAUCACAGUAUAUUCAUUUAAAGGAAACAAAACAAAUAGGCUGGCUCUCAGUUUAGAGCAAUACCUCUGCCAAGGCCCAGAUUUCGCACCGAAUCCAUCAUGUUCAUUUGGACGUAGUUUUACACACAGAAAUAUCAGUACCAUGGGUUUUUUCAUCAAGAUCCAUGAAUUAUUCUCAGAGUAUUUGGUGAAAAUCUCGCAACGUUUACAAAAACAUAAUUCCUGGAUUAGCCCUAAACUUUAAUGGGUUCUUUCUAGGAUCAUGUCCCAUCCUUCCAUGUUUGGUGAAAAUCUAACUUUUGCAUAAUGCUGUUGACAAACAAACGGCGGAGGUAAAAAUCCAACAACGCUCAAAAUGUUUUAUUUCUUUACGAAGAAUACAAAAAAUGCCAAUGCAGGAAUCAAAUGCAUUUGUAUAAAACUACUGUGAAGCCGACACUGGAAAAAAACAACCUUUUUCUUAUGCUAUUGAUUCUUUUUUUUAUUGUACAUAAACUAGCGCUGCUGCUGAUGCUGGGGAGGGAAGUGAACAAACAGUAUUUGAUGAAUUUUGACUUAAUUUUUCUGUAUUUAAACAUUUGCUCUUGGUACCAGAUUGUGGAGUAUUAAUUUUGAUACAUGUGCUUCAGAUAUUGUUUGGCUGUAUUUACACACAGGCACUUUGUGUUUUUCAUUCCAGAGCUGCGGAGGGUAGUUGGCCAAAUGUUAUUUUACAAGUCAUAGAUUAACUUUUUAAGUGUUCACGGUUUUUGUUUGUUUUGUUUGGCUUUUUAUCUACAGGCUGCCCUCUCUGUCUUGUACAAUUUUUAUUUUGUACCAUUUGAAUCAUUAUGUGUACCAAGAAAAUCAUUAAGCUGGUCCAAGAUAGAUUUAAUAUUUUUAAACCUAUCACAAAUGACUUGUUGGUGAAGAAAUUAAGAUCAUGUUCUUACCGUAUAUUCCAUUUAAAGUAUUAAUGUCAAACUACAACAAAGCUCAACAGAUUAUUUUCUGUGUUGAGUUGAUCAUUGAUCCGACGUCACGGUACAGCCGACACCGUGUACGACUGAGGUGUUUUCUUUUGUGCCAUGUGAUUGUUCCGCGAGUAUUUCAAAAACAUUCUUCACAUUAUUUUGCACUAAGUUGACAAGAAAAUAAAUGUAUGUUUUGAUGUGGCAUGCACGUCUUUAUAGUAAAUGAUUUAUAUGAAA